This is a messenger RNA of Setaria italica (foxtail millet), 2014 nucleotides long. RefSeq lists its product as uncharacterized. Lineage: Eukaryota; Viridiplantae; Streptophyta; Magnoliopsida; Poales; Poaceae. The transcript has a single exon. Bases 1052 to 1789 code for a protein of 245 amino acids. The record is from RefSeq and is a predicted model, not a curated record.
UUCUGUACUUAAGUGAUGGCCUAUUUUUUUCCCUAUCCAUUCUCUUACCUUUUAAAGUGUAUGCCUAUUUGACUGAUAAAUCAAAUGUUUGUUUGAGCUAAUUCGUUGUGCCUUACUGGCUGGCUGGCUGCACACGGGUCGAUGCAUGGUGCCAAAGUGUCUGUUUGAUUGCGCUUUAGAUUUGAGUUGUAUUCAUUUGUGUAUCUUCUAGAAUGCUUGUUGUGCAAUCUCCUACCUCAUAUGCACAUUUAUUUUAUGUUAUAUAUUUACAGAAAUGCAAUCAAUUUCCACAUCCAUUUCUCGGAAGAACAGUACAAGGCAUAGACAUGAUUUCUUUUUAUAUAGCAAAUAAUGUUCUAAAAAGAAAAAUAAUAUCUUUUGGACAUUUAUGUGAUCAAAAUCAGAUCGACACUGGACUCCAAUUUUUUUAUUUCAAAAAUUAAAUUCCUGCAUUUUUAAUACUUCAAAUAUUUCCAAAAAAGCAGUCAUAAAAUAUUUGGAGGUAUAGCCAGUUCUAUUGUACAUCUAUAUUUGGAUUUUUGGCAUGCACCCAGUGGCAUCAACAAGGAAGAUAGGUAUUUGUUUGACGAUUGAAGUUGAAACUGGUAUGCAUUACUCAGUGGCAUGUGUAUAUAUUUGUUUAUGAGUAGGAUCACUUCAUCUCUUUCAGAUAUUUGGCAUUAAGUGCAUAAUAUUACUCUUUAUAACAUUAUAUAAUAGUGACACGCCAUCAUUUGUACAUAUCUUCUCCAAAUGGAUAUCAUUUACUAUGGAAUAUUUCCCAAUAUCUUUGUGCCAUAUCAGACACCACCAUUUUGGACCCAAAUAAAUGCCAGGCUUCAUCAAUUAACAUAUUCUGACCGAAAAUCAAAUCUGGCUUCUUUUUUUUAAUUCCACAUAUCCACCAGAUACUAAGAUAGAGAGUUGAUCUAUUUAAAUCUGCAGUAUUUUGUCUAUCUUCUCCAUCCAUGUUCAUAUAUCCUUUACGGAACACUAUUUCAUCUCCUCCCAUCCCACUGCCGUGAGUUCUUCCGACACAGAGAGAGAAAGGAUGCAGCGGUCUGUCUGGAUACGCACCUUCUCGUCCCCUGCGUGUGUCCAACCCAUCGAAAGCUCCGACGAUGGCUCGCAUCACUCCGCCAUGGCCCCAAGCAGUGAGGAGGAAUCACGCAAGAAGAUGGACAAGAAGGUAACGAAGCUACUCCUGCCCUUGAAGCACCGACGACGCAUCUCCCAAGCUUUGAGGUCGCUCUCUUGGGGUGCCAAGAAGGAGGAGCCCACCAACAAGGAUGGCGGCUGCGAGGAGAUGAGCGAUUCUGAGACGACGUUCGUGUCCGCGAAGAGCUCUGAACUGCGCUCCUCCUCUACGGACGUCGACGACUCGGAACCCCCGUCAUUUCGCCUCAGCCCGCCACCCAUCUUCCCUACUGGGAGCAUCGAACGCCGACCCCCAGCCUCGCCUGUGAAGAUUGUGCGGAAACUUCCGUUCGGGUACGUCAUCGGCCGUCAGCUGGACGUACCCGCGCCGCCGCCGCCAUCUGUGACGACGCUGGCAAGAAGAAUCAAGAAGGUGGUGCCAGUGAUGGCUGCGCUGCACCUCCGAUCGAGAUCGCAGAUGGUCAAGAAGAAGGUGGGCCGUGCUUUGAAGGAAGCAUGCCGACGAGGUAGGCGCGAAGGUGCAGAAGAAGCUGAUUUCUGCGGCGGCCAUGAUGACGAAGAUGUGUUCUGGAAGAAGGAUGUGAAGGGGCUUCGCUGCCGGCGGGUGGAGGAUGACGACGCCUCUUAUUGAGAGCACAGGGACGACUGGACGAGUGGAUCGAGCGCUUCUAUCAUCAUUUUGCGCCAUUCACAUACAUCCGUGUUUUUCUUGUGGUGUGUAUGAACAAUAGAAAUUCAGAUACAGAUCUGACAAAGGACAUCGUAUAAUCCACUUUUCUGAUACCUCUUUCCCAUCCAUUCUCUCUUUUAAAUUGUAUGCCUAUUCGCCUGAUAAAUCAAAUGUUGUUUGAGCUAA